UCUCUCCGGAAGAGGAGCGGGAGAGACCGCAGCGACAUGGCGCCUCCGGCUACCGGCGGCUCCGGGGAGGUGGACGAGCUGUUCGACGUGAAGAACGCCUUCUACAUCGGCAGCUACCAGCAGUGUAUCAACGAGGCGCAGCGGGUGAAGCUGUCAAGCCCAGAGAGAGAGGUGGAAAGGGACGUCUUCCUGUACAGAGCAUACCUCGCACAGAGGAAGUACGGCGUGGUCCUGGAUGAGAUCAAGCCCUCCUCAGCCCCCGAGCUCCAGGCCGUGCGCACGUUUGCCGAGUACCUUGCCAACGAGAGCCGGAGGGAUGCAGUUGUGGCUGGACUGGACCGGGAGAUGAGCAGGAGCGUGGAUGUCACCAACACCACCUUCUUGCUCAUGGCUUCCUCCGUCUACCUCCAUGACCAGAACCCAGAUGCAGCCCUGCGCACCCUGCACCAGGGGGACAGCCUGGAGUGCAUGGCCAUGACGGUGCAGAUCCUGCUGAAGCUAGACCGCCUGGACCUUGCCCGGAAGGAACUGAAGAGAAUGCAGGACCAGGACGAGGACGCCACCCUCACCCAGCUGGCCACUGCCUGGGUCAACCUGGCUGUGGGUGGCGAAAAGCUGCAGGAUGCCUACUACAUCUUCCAAGAGCUGGCCGACAAGUGUUCAUCCACCCUGCUGCUGCUCAAUGGGCAGGCAGCCUGUCACAUGGCCCAGGGCCGCUGGGAGGCUGCUGAGGGCGUGCUGCAAGAGGCGCUGGACAAGGACAGCGGCCACCCAGAGACGCUGAUCAAUCUCAUUGUCCUGUCCCAGCACCUGGGCAAGCCCCCCGAGGUGACAAACCGCUACCUGUCACAGCUUAAGGACGCUCACAAGUCCCACCCCUUCAUCAAGGAGUACCAGGCCAAGGAGAAUGACUUUGACCGGCUGGUGCUGCAGUAUGCUCCCAGUGCCUGAGGCAGGAUGGCAAGGCUAGCCUGGCACCCUCCCCACUCCUCCCUUCAGGCUGGAAGCCUGGUCCUAGCACCCCCCAUCUGCCAAUAAAUGUCUCAGCUCCAGGCUAUUUCUACCUGA
Molecule: messenger RNA, 1068 nt
Organism: Galeopterus variegatus (Sunda flying lemur)
Lineage: Eukaryota; Metazoa; Chordata; Mammalia; Dermoptera; Cynocephalidae
Gene: COPE
Product: coatomer protein complex, subunit epsilon
Exons: 10
Coding region: 37-951 (304 amino acids)
Biological process (GO): intra-Golgi vesicle-mediated transport; retrograde vesicle-mediated transport, Golgi to endoplasmic reticulum; endoplasmic reticulum to Golgi vesicle-mediated transport
Cellular component (GO): COPI vesicle coat
Molecular function (GO): protein binding; structural molecule activity
Source: RefSeq, a predicted model, not a curated record